AUGAAUGAUUCCAUGGCCUCUCUUAGAAUGUGAGUAUGAAAAUUAAAUGGAAAAAGGUCCCAACAGACGCUUCGUGAUCCAGGGUGAUUUUGAUCACUCAGUGAAUUUUUAUUUUUAGUGAUGAGCAUGAAGUCGCGCGUUGCGACGAAAACGUUGUGGGUGGAGAUGAGUUUGGAGGUAGGGAUGUUGGCCCGAAUGUUAAUAAUACAGAUUGAGCGUUCAUUUGAUAGAAUUGGUCAUUAGGUUUACAUAUUUCUGGUGACUUUUUUUGCAAAUUUAGCCUUACGCACGCCAAAUUAACGUCUUUAACCAAUUUACAUGUGUGCAAAUUAGGCAAAUAGUUUAGCGUGCGUUUGGCGAAAUUUACGAAAAAAAGGUUGGGGCGAAGAUCCACAGAAAACGUGCGGAGAAAAAUGUCCCUGUUUGGUGUGGUGUGUAUAUUUUCCUUUGCAAACUGAAAGGGAUAUUCGCAAGGAUAUCCGCCGUUUUGGCGUAAUGUCACUGAAACCUUUGCCAUUUUGCUGCUGAAUUAUGAAUCCCGAUUAAAUAAUGUAAAUGUGCACAACAGGUCAACAAUCUUGAGAGGUCAAACCAUCUGCAAGACUGUCAGCACGUUGUUCUAUGUUUUUGUUCACGUUUUUCAUUUAUUCAAGUCAUUCACGGCAUUCAUCCAAUAGCAACGACUGGGUUGAAUUACUCAGUCGCUUUACCGUCACGUGGUGGGUCGCUUUAUCGUGACGUGUCCAUAGAAUUUACUUCCGUAUAGGGCAUGUCAUUGUCUUUCAACAUGAAGUUAAUUUUUGCUGUGAGACAAUGGAGUUGCCUAUCCUUCUCUUCUAUUAUCUAUGGUCAGCAUAAAAGCUCAAUGUUAGAAGUGUGAAUUUUUUUGUCUAAAGAAAACAACAGUUUUAUCGAAGCAGAUAGAUAUUUCGACAGCUUCAAGACACGUACUGUACAUGUUCAAGUCUCGUUAUUUUUUAGGCCCCAGAUCGUGGGAUGGAGACGGAGAUGCAGAUCGAGAUCCAUCCGGAGAUGAGGGUGAUGAAGAUCAGGAUCAGGAGGAAGGUGGAGGAAUGUGGAUGAGGAGGAACACUUUUUUUUUGCAGUUAUUUAAAAACGCCUUGGGCCGUGACCAAGUUCGUGCGGAACACCAAGGAGGCUGUGGAAAAUUCAAAUCAAAAAAGCCUCAAGAAUUGUCGUGGCGAGGAAUCAUUCACUUAUGGUACAAAGAAAAGGGGACUAUGGUGUGCAAAUGCGACGAAAAGAAACCAAAGGGAACGGACUGGGCUAUGAUAAAGCAUAUAGAGAGAACACACACUGAUUGGGCAUAUAGAGAGAACACAACAGGGACUGGGACACCGUUUGUGUUCGUGAAACGCUGA
Messenger RNA from Paramuricea clavata, 1382 nucleotides. The record is from the annotation of a GenBank genome assembly. NCBI's taxonomy places the organism in Eukaryota, Metazoa, Cnidaria, Anthozoa, Malacalcyonacea, Plexauridae.